AUGCUCAACCUCAUAUCCAAAAUAGCGGUGCCUGCAAUGAGGGCCAAUUCAGUGCGCUCUUCGAUACUGGCACUUAGGGCCUUUUCAACAACGCAAGAAAAAAUGUUGAACUUGACUCCACAUAACCUCCCAACAGAGCAGCCUAUUCUCUCAGAGCGUCCUCUUUCUGGAUCGUUGGACUAUGUGCUUACUUCUUGGGAUAAAGUGAAGAAUUGGUCAAGAAAAUCGUCGUUCUGGCCUGCCACUUUUGGUUUGGCUUGCUGCGCUGUGGAGAUGAUGCAUGUCUCUGCUCCAAGAUACGAUCAGGAUAGAUUGGGUAUCAUUUUCAGAGCCUCGCCUAGACAGUCAGAUAUUGUCAUUGUGGCUGGUACCGUUACGAACAAAAUGGCGCCUGCUCUUAGACAGGUGUAUGAUCAGAUGGCUUAUCCAAGAUGGGUUAUUUCCAUGGGUUCAUGUGCUAACGGUGGCGGCUAUUAUCAUUACAGCUAUUCGGUUGUUAGAGGUGUCGAUAGACUUAUUCCAGUCGAUAUAUACGUUCCUGGCUGCCCUCCUUCAUCUGAGGCUUUGAUGUACGGUAUCUUCAUGCUUCAGAAGAAGAUGAUGGAUGACACUACCAGUCGUAUGUGGUACAGAUCGUACUGA
Molecule: messenger RNA, 642 nt
Organism: Brettanomyces nanus
Lineage: Eukaryota; Fungi; Ascomycota; Pichiomycetes; Pichiales; Pichiaceae
Exons: 1
Coding region: 1-642 (213 amino acids)
Biological process (GO): aerobic respiration; mitochondrial respiratory chain complex I assembly; electron transport coupled proton transport
Molecular function (GO): quinone binding; 4 iron, 4 sulfur cluster binding; NADH dehydrogenase (ubiquinone) activity
Source: RefSeq, a predicted model, not a curated record